This is a messenger RNA of Propithecus coquereli (Coquerel's sifaka), 1933 nucleotides long. It is a transcript of the gene DELE1, whose product is annotated as KIAA0141 ortholog. Gene Ontology annotation, molecular function: protein binding. The transcript is spliced from 13 exons. NCBI's taxonomy places the organism in Eukaryota, Metazoa, Chordata, Mammalia, Primates, Indriidae. The coding region runs from base 122 to 1675 and encodes 517 amino acids. The record is from RefSeq and is a predicted model, not a curated record.
UUGGCUGGCUGACGGCAUCCGUCGGGACUCGGCUGCUCGGAGCUCCGCAGCGGCCACUCUAGCGCUGUCCCGUGGCUUGGCCUCGCUCUUGCGCCUGCAAGCUCUCUCUCUCGCUAGCAACAUGUGGCGCCUCCCGGGACUGCUGGGCCGAGCUCUUCCCCGUCUGCUGGGACCCAGCCUCCGGGGGGUGACCACCAAGUCCACCAGUCCGGAUGGGCCUCAGGCUACCUCCUCCACCCUGCUGGUCCCUGUUCCCAACCUUGACAGGUCCGGCCCCCAGGGCCCAGGCAGGAGCAGUGGUCCAAGGUCCCAUGGAUGGAAAGAUGCCUUCCAAUGGAAGUCUGCCCAUGUCUCCCCAAACACCCUGUGGGAUGCCGUAUCAUGGGGCACUCUGGCUGUGCUGGCCCUGCAGCUGGCAAGGCAGAUCCACUUCCAGGCAUCCCUGCCAGCAGGACCUCAGCGAGUGGAACACUGCUCUUGGCACAGUCCCCUGGACCGUUUCCUGUCAUUUCCCUUGUGGCACCCGCGCUCCUCACUGCGGCGACACAUCCUCCCCAGCCCUGACGGCCCAGCUCCCAGGCACACUGGCCACGGGGAACCGAGGCUGCGCCAGGAAGAACCCUCAGCUCAGCCCAUGAGCUUCUCCUCACAUAGCUCCUUGAGAGCCGCCGGUCCUCAGGACCCCUGUGAGGAAGAUCCCAGUGAUUUGGGCUUCUUGCACACCAGCAGUAGCUUCGAGUCCAAGGCAAAACCGGUCCAGCCUCAGCCCACUAGUGGAAAGAAGGAACAAGAUACAUCAAAAACUCUUUCCCUGGAGGAGGCUGUGACUUCCAUUCAGCAGCUCUUCCAGCUCAGCGUUUCCAUCGCUUUCAACUUCCUGGGGACAGAAAACAUGAGGAAUGGGGACUACACGGCAGGCUUUUCUUACUUCCAGAAAGCUGCAGACCGGGGCUACAGCAAAGCACAGUACAACACGGGUUUGUGUCAUGAGCAUGGCAGAGGCACCCCCAGGGACAUUAGCAAGGCGGUCCUUUAUUACCAGUUGGCUGCCAGCCAGGGCCACGGGCUGGCUCAGUACCGCUGUGCCAGGUGCCUGCUGCGAGACCCAGCCUCCUCGUGGGGCCCUGAGCAGCAGAGGGCAGUGUCCAUGCUGAGGCAGGCCGCAGACUCGGGCUUGACAGAGGCCCAGGCUUUCCUCGGAGUGCUUUUCACCAAGGAGCCGUGCCUGGACGAGCAGAGAGCUGUGAAGUAUCUUUGGCUUGCAGCCAGCAAUGGGGACUCCCAGAGCAGGUACCACUUGGGAAUUUGCUACGAGAAAGGCCUCGGUGUGCAGAGGAAUCUGAGAGAGGCCCUGCGGUGUUACCAGCAGGCGGCAGCUCUGGGAAAUGAGCCCGCCCAGGAGAGGGUUCGGGCUCUCUUUUCCACGGAGGCCGCAGCCCCGGGGUCCAGCGACCUGGCAGCUAAAGGACUGAAGUCUUUCUCCAGCCCCUCCCUCUGCAGCCUGAAUACCCUGCUGUCAGGAACCUCCCGCCUCCCGCACGCCUCAAGCACAGGGAACCUUGGCCUCCUCUGCAGAAGUGGGCAUCUCAGCGCCAGCCCCGGAGUCCCCAUCAGGGCUUUGCCCACACACCCCUACCCCUUGGAAAGGAGUCUCGUAAGACUGGGUUUUGGCUAAGCCUCGCAGAUGAGCCUCAGAUGCCUUCAUGGUCAUUUCUGAUCUGGGCACCAAAAGGAUUCAUCCGAUGACCUGAGAAAAACUCUACGGAGGAGUCUAGAGACACUCGUCCUCACCUUAGCCUUUGUCUUUGAGCAAAUCCUUUACCUUCGCCCUCCCUGUGCCUCGGUUUCCUCACACUGAAGCUAUACCAUUGUUUGCCAGUGUCUGAUGUGUAUACCUGUCUGAUGGUUCACAAGAGGAUUUUAGGUGGUAUUC